GCCGCAUUAUGCGCAUGUUCUUCCACUAUCAGCAAAAAAAAUUAAGGGAACUUGGUGGUAUUCUUUUUGAUUGUUUCAGCCGUCUGGAAUCUGAACUAAGUUCAGGCAAUAAUAAUGAAGGAACAUUCAUGGCUUUGCACUUUCAUCACACAGAUUUCCCUCUGUUUCUGUGUUUACCUUGCAUUUAACAUGGGUGACAGAACUGAGAGUAGCAGCAGGCCUGUUGAGACGUACUUUAUGAGUGUUGCAGGAGGUUUUAGGCCUGAAAAAGAACAGACCCUUCUUCUCAAACUGAUGGCGAAGGUGGCAAAAGUGUACAAAGUACAAUUUGUAGUGAGCAUUAGUGAACUUGGAGAAAAUGAUCCUCUCGGCCUGAAUGCCACGUGGUAUUUUCUGUCUCUAAAACUUCCCUGGUAUACCAUCCUUUACCAUGUCUGA
This is a messenger RNA of Coffea eugenioides, 438 nucleotides long. RefSeq lists its product as uncharacterized. The transcript is spliced from 3 exons. The coding region runs from base 115 to 438 and encodes 107 amino acids. Lineage: Eukaryota; Viridiplantae; Streptophyta; Magnoliopsida; Gentianales; Rubiaceae. The record is from RefSeq and is a predicted model, not a curated record.